CACUUUUAGCAUCACUUUAACUUUUUGUUAUCUAUUUCCCCUUUUUUCAUUAAUAUAUCUUUAUGUACUUUGUACUAAUUUUGAAUCAUUACAAUGCUGUAAAUAAUUAUUCCCCCCCCAAAAAAAAAAGAUAAUUUAUGAAACAUAAUUGGCUUAGGGCGUAUUUAGAGGGCUAAUGUGUUCAUCAUUUCUGGUGCUUGCAUUGUCUGAGUAAUGAGAUAUAUAUAUAUAAUCCUGUUGUACUAAAACAUCCCAUUUUCAAGUCAAUAUACACCAAAUAUAUUUCCUCGCACUUCGAGUAUUUAUUGUUUUAUGUAGUGACAUAUGCUUUUUUAAUGACUAUUUCAUGAUUGCCCCCUUUUAAGGUCUAAAUAUUAAACAUUUCCUGUCCGUGAUUGCGUUAGUAUUUGUGGACUGGCGAGGUGUCUGCUCUUCAUAUAAAAAAAUUUCAGCUCGCGCUUCGCGCUCGCAUCAUUUGGUUAGUGAAAUAUGUAUGUUCUUUGUGAAUUCCUACAAACAAGCCUUAGAAUGCUCCUCUUCAGGUCUGAAUUUCAAAAAUUUUCAGCUCGCGCUUCGCGCUCGCAAUAUUUGAUUAGUCAGAUAUGUAUCAUGUUAAUGAUUACAAUAACUACAAAAGAUGUUUCAUGGGUUAGGUCUAAUUCUAAAAAAACCAGCAAGCGCUUGCAUGGCGCUCGCAAUAGAUGACUAUGGUUAGAAAUGUAUGCACUUUAUGAAUUCCCUAAAACAGUCCUUAAAAUGUCCCUUUUUCGGGUCAAUAUAUACAAAAAAUUCAGCUCGCGCUUGCAUUGUUUGUUUUCUGAGAGAGGUACGUAUCAUGAUUACAAAACUUUGCUUAUAUCCUUUCUUACGUCUGAAUAUCAAAAAUUUUCAGCUCGCGCUUCGCGCUCGCAUUAUUUGAUAAGUGAGAUACAUAUCCGUUUAAUGGCACCGUCCUUAAAAUGUCUCUAUUAGGUCAGUAUACCUGGCAAAUGAGCGCGCUUCGCGCGCUCACUAAGUGACUCAACAUUUUUGCUGGUGCCCCCCCCCCCCCCAAUGCCAUGACCCACGGUACGCCACUGGGUAGAACAUCACCUUUUUUAUUGUUUGUUUUCUCUCUCUUGUUAUUUGAUACAUCUGGUUAAUAUUUCAUUUUUUAAUUGUUGAAACGCAUCAGUAUUAAUUUCCAGUAUCUUUGAACUAAAAAAGUUUGAUAUAAUUUCUUAAGGUUUCCAUGGCGAAGAAGAAUAGUGUAGUAGGUUUCACGGUACACCAUGUAUCUUUCUUUCAUGUACACAACUUGCAUCCUAGCAAAACUGUUGUCAACCUCAGUCAACGUCAGUUGUCUGAGAAUGAACAUCAGGUCCUCUCAUUGGGACUUAAUUUUGCUAUGGCUCCUAAGCAAGUAAACCGAAAAGAAUUCAUCCAGAAGAUUGAACCCAGCCUCAGACAUCUUACUCGGUCUCAAUCAGACACAGUGCGUAUCCAAAUCUCACAAGUACUGACUUCGGUUAACCCACCUCGGCCCAACCUCACCAAAGCCGAGAAGUCAGGCCUUGCUAGUCUCCGAGAGGAUAACUCCAUUCAUAUUCUCAAGGCAGACAAGGGUAAUGCUACUGUUGUGAUGGACAGAUUGGAUUAUGAGACCAAGGUUCAAAGACUACUGGAUUCGGGGACCUAUAGGAAACUUCCUAGAGACCCCACACCGGCCAUCGAACGUAGGGUUAAUGAUAAGCUCCUCUCUCUCCAGAGGAAGGAUGUCUUGUCUAGACCCAUUUACCGACAACUCCGGAGCUCGUCUGGUCUAUGUCCCAUAAUCUUUGGGCAACCGAAGAUUCAUAAACCAGACACUCCACUCAGACCUAUUGUGUCUACUAGAGGAUCUCCCACGUACGCACUGGCUCAGCAUUUGACUUACAUCUUACAGCCUCUUGUUGGUCAGGGCGUGCAUCACGUGAGAAACUCUAAACAUUUCGUUGAGCAGAUCUGUCAGAUGAACGUCUCUAACAAUGACCUCCUUAUCAGCUUUGAUGUUGAGUCAUUGUUCACAAGUGUACCAGUUAAGGAUGCUUGCGCCAUCAUCCUUGAGAGAUUGAAAUUUGACAGAACUCUCCCUGACAGAACACAGUUGUCUCCUCUAGAGAUCCAUGACCUGCUUGAAAUGUGCCUCAAUUCCACCUCUUUCAGAUGGAGAGACACAUUCUACAGGCAAACGGAAGGGGCUGCCAUGGGGUCUCCCCUGUCCCCAGUGGUAGCCAACAUGUUCAUGGAACAUUUCGAGGAGACGGCUCUCCAGUCAGCAACCCACAAACCCAAAGUGUGGCUUAGAUAUGUGGACGACACUUUUGUGGUUUGGCAACACGGUGCUGAGGAAACUAGCAAUUUCUUACAGCACCUCAACUCUCAACACGAGUGUAUCAAGUUCACCAUGGAAAUGGAGAAUGAGGGGUCUAUCCCCUUUCUUGAUACAAAGAUUACGAGGACGGCACAGGGAUCCCUAUCCCAUCAGGUUUAUCGGAAACCUACUCACACUGAUCGGUACUUGAACUAUCGUUCAUUCCACCACCCAUCAGUGCUGAGAUCCAUCAACAAGACGUUAGUCAAAUGAGCGCAUGAGGUUAGUGACCAGAUCCACCUGAGAGGUGAGCUUGAGCAUAUCAAACGUGUUUUGAAAUGUAACAACUACCCCUCACAUAAGAUCUGCACUGAGCUUCCCCCCUCGCGGAACCCUCGUGUAGGACAACCCAAGGCGAGAGUCGUUCUUCCAUAUCUGGGAGCAGCCUCUCACAAAAUUCAGAGGAUUUUGAGAGAAGCCGACAUUGAGGUUCGUCAUAGUUCCUCAAAUAAGCUUCAAUCUGCCCUCACUACACAUAAGGACAAGCGCAACUCCAAGGACCUCCCUGGAGUUUACCGAAUUCCUUGUGAAUGCGGCAAAGUUUACAUCGGAGAGACGGGUCGUUCCUUCAACACUCGGAUUAAGGAACACAAGGCCCAUGGUAGGAGAGACGAGAGGGAAAAAUCUGCAAUCAUCGAUCAUGCCCAUACGCAUGAUCACCGGAUUCUUUGGGAUGAGAGUAGACUGGUCACCCGUGUCCCCUACUUGUAUCAACGGAGAGUCAGAGAAGCGUUGGAGAUUGAGGAACAUAACACUGUUCCUCAAGACAGCGGCCUCCAACUCAGCAAUAUCUGGCUUACCGUUCUAGACAAAGAGGCUAAUUUGCCUAAUUAGCCUACCCGGACGUUCCACACACGUGUGAGCACUGCAGUGUAUGGGCGGAAGUGGUGACUUUUGUCAUUCAUGCUAAUCCUAGCGGGAAUGAUAACUGACAGCAAUUUCCGGUCGUCGCUGGUUUUGCGCGCCCAAUUUGUGUGUUGUCACCCACGUCCGCAUAUGUGGAUGUCAUGUGACCAUUCUAGCCAAUCAGAGACAUGUACCCUGCGAGAUACCGUGCAUACGACACUUCGACAGAGUAUAUAAGGCCUGCUUUUACAAACUUUGCUCUGCAAUCAUCGAUUUGGAUAAGAAGAAAGUUGUGCGAAUGAGCUGAGCUGCACUGAUAGAGCUGCACUGAUCUGCACUGAUCUGAGCUUUAUUUUCUGUGGAUUUAUAUGAUUUCGGAACUACUCUUUCAGCAAAAGCGAAAGUCUUAUAGAUUUUUAUCCAACAAGUGUCAUUAUAUUUGAAAACGAGACUCUGAGAAGCUUAUGAACCAACUCUUUCGAUUCGGACAGCGGAUUGGUAAGCCUGUCAGCGAAAUUCAAAAGCACAUUUACAGUAAACUAACCAACAUACUAACAAAACCCAAUGCUAACAGUACUUCUAAUAAUAUUCAAACUAUCCAAAAAGGGAUAAUGGAAACGGAAGAAACAGAUAUUUCUUCGGGAGAAGAAGCAUAUUAUCAAGCCGCAAUUGGUAAUGUAAUGAUGACCCCGAGCAGUAAUAGAAAACAUGGUAUAUUCCAAGCUCAUCUCAAUAAAUCAAAUGAUAGAGAGAGUUCUACAGAAGUUGAGAGUGAAAUGGAGUGGCGAAAAGUGGAGAGAGAAAAAGAGAAAAGCAAGUACAAGAACUAUAAAUGAAGACGACAAGAGAGUUAGGAAAGGAAGUUUCGAAAACAAAGAAGGGUCGAGUUCAAAUCGUAAAAAGCAGAAUAUCAGACAUGUCAGAAGUGAGAAUAAAUCUAUGAUAGUAGAAAUAAGAGAUGUAGACGAGAAUUCAAGCAUAAGCAAAAUAAGCCCAGCAAAACUCAUUAAAGAAAUCAACUCAAAGUAUGGUGAGGUGAGUAAAAUUAUGAAAGAAAAGGGAGGCCUGAAAGUUACUUGUAUUGAUGAAACACAGAUGAAAAAGAUUUUAGAAAUGACUGAAUUAAUUCACACCCCUGUCAAGGUUGCACAAUAUAUACCCAUUACUCAAAUCCGUGGUGUUAUUCAUAAAGUAGAUACACUAAUCACGGAGGAAGAACUCAAUGAACUCUUGAAAGAACAAGGUGUGACGUAUGUAAAGAGAUUCAAUAAACGAAUAAACGGUGAAUUAUCACCAACCCCUUCUGUUCUUUUAGUAUUCAAAGGACCAAAUCUUCCACACCAUGUCUCCUUUCUAUACCAAAAAUAUGUAGUUGAUGAGUUUGUCCCUACUGUAACAAGAUGCCAUAAAUGCCAGCAAUUUGGGCACAUCCAAAAGAAUUGUAAGGGUCAUUUAAGAUGUGUAAGAUGUGGUGAGGCCCACACUUUUGAAAUGUGCCCCAAUAAAGAUAGCCCAAAAUGCUUGAGAUGUAACCUUAAUCAUUCAGCGGCCUAUCAAGGAUGUACCUAUUAUAAGGAAGCAAAAAAUAUUCAAAAUGUCAGCCUGCAAAAUAAUUUAACUUAUGCUCAAGCAACAAAAAUAUACCAUCAAGAAAAAAGAGAAGAAAAUCACUCGAAAGAUCGUGAAUCAUCAAACAAGAAUAUUAUCAAACCCCCCAAAGGAAAGAAAAUCCCAGAUCAACCGAAUAUUUUGGAAGCUAAAGUAGAUCAAAUACCAACGGUAAAGAGGUCGACAAUAAAAACGGCGACCAUAUCCACUCAAACAGAAACGGCGGAAAAGUCUGUACAGACAGAUGCGCAAGAAUUCACUUGUAAAGAGAAUAAUCAUAGGCCUAAUGAAGCAGAAGAGUCUGGACCUGUAAUUCCCGCAUCCACAGAAAAUGCUAGAGUCGACUUUCUGGCAUUCAUCACUUUUAUAGUUAACAACCUUGACAAAGAAACUUCUCAUUCAAACAGAAUUAGAUUAGUGGUUGAGGCAGCCAAGCGAUGCUUAGACAUCAACGAGGUGUCUCCAGAGAUGAUCCACGAUCGUCUUCAGUAAUAAAGACAGCUCAAAUACAAUUAACGCUCGGCCUUUAAAUAUUUUACAAUGGAAUGCCCAAAGCAUGAAUGCUCACGGUCCAGACUUUUACAAAGAGCUAAUAGAAAAUGUAGAAUUAAACUCCAUCCCUGCCUUGAUAUGUUUACAAGAAACAUGGUUCACUGAUUUUAAUAUAUUAGCAAUUCCAGAUUUCAUCCCAGUAAUAAAAAAUAGAGGCCAAGGAGGAAGAGGAGGAAUUGCAAUAUAUGUGCAUAAAACAGUUACUUUCAAAGAAGUCAAUUUGCCUCAAAUCAAGGAAUAUCAAAGAAUUGACAUUUUCACUUAUGACAAGGUCAUUUCAUUAAUCAAUUAUUAUAAUCCUUGUCAAAAGAUAGAAUUGCGAGAUUUAGAAAAUUUGAUUGAAAAUUGUUCAAAAAACAUAAUAAUUACAGGUGAUUUCAAUUCACACAACCCUCUGUGGGGUAGCAUAAAGCGAGAUAGUAAUGGGACAUUAGUUGAAAACUUUAUAACAAAACAUGAUUUAGUAGUGUUGAACGAUGGGACGCCUACAAGAAUGGACAUCCAUACAGGGACAAGGUCUUGCCUAGACUUAACAAUUGCUUCGAAGGAAAUCGCCAGCAAACUAAAAUGGAACGUGCUAGGAAAUUUCGGGAGCGAUCACAAUGUUAUCAAGUGCUCACUGCACGAAAUAGAAUUUGUAGAUGAUAACAUCAAUCCUCAUGAAAAGAAUUGGUCCUUCAAGCACGUAAACUGGGAAAUAUAUCGGGAAAGAUUGAAGCAUAAAUUUAGUAAAAUAAAGAUAUUACAUUUUUCACAUGAUCUGAAUAUUCAAGAUAAGUACAAUUUGAUUUUGCAGAUUAUUAACGAAGUGGCAGAAGAAACCCUUCGCAAAGCAGGCAGAAAUCGAAAAGCAAAAAACCCAGUACCUUGGUGGACACUAGAAUACCAAGAAGCAAUCAAAGAAAGAAAUAAAUAUAGAAAUCGAUUAAAUAGACAUUUUAGAAAGGAUGACUUGGAAAUGUACAGGAAAAAGAAAGCAUAUGCUCAAAAAAUAAAGAGACGAACACAAAAGGAAUACUGGUUAAACUACUGUCAGUCUUUGAGGAGAACAUCCAACUUAGGCAAAGUAUGGGAUAUGGUGAAAGGACUACGAAAUGGUUCUGUCUCCAAACAUAUAUUUCCCAAUUUAUUAACAGGAAACAAUACACCAAUAGCUAAUGCUCAAGAAAAGGCAGAAUUGAUUGCUAAGGCUUUUAAAACGAUCGACAAUCGAUUAGACAAUGACGAGAUUAUUAGAAGAAAUUCAUUUGAAAAUUUGAUACGAAAUACGAUCGAAGAAAGCUACUCCUCUGAAACACCUCUUAAUGAUGAAUUCACAUAUAAUGAAUUAACAAGCGCUGUUAAGGAUAUGAAAAAUUCUGCAGCAGGUACAGAUGGUAUCAAGUCAAU
This is a messenger RNA of Lytechinus pictus (painted urchin), 6787 nucleotides long. RefSeq lists its product as uncharacterized. The transcript has a single exon. NCBI's taxonomy places the organism in Eukaryota, Metazoa, Echinodermata, Echinoidea, Temnopleuroida, Toxopneustidae. The record is from RefSeq and is a predicted model, not a curated record. The coding region runs from base 1232 to 2605 and encodes 457 amino acids.